This is a messenger RNA of Desarmillaria tabescens, 1096 nucleotides long. RefSeq names its product NADP-dependent oxidoreductase domain-containing protein. The record is from RefSeq and is a predicted model, not a curated record. The coding region runs from base 47 to 997 and encodes 316 amino acids. Lineage: Eukaryota; Fungi; Basidiomycota; Agaricomycetes; Agaricales; Physalacriaceae. Gene Ontology annotation, cellular component: cytosol. The transcript has 10 exons. Gene Ontology annotation, molecular function: aldose reductase (NADPH) activity.
GCAUAUAUAAGGCUUACUUCUCGGGCAAUAGUCGAACAUCAGUAUAAUGUCUCCCAUUCCCUUUGUCGACCUUAAUAAUGGUACGAAGAUCCCAAUCAUAGGUAUUGGUGGCGGUCCUAGCGCACUCACAGCCGAGGCAUGCGAUGCAGCUAAGAAAUGGAUAUUGACGGCGAUUAAAGUGAGGGACACCAGCAUUUUGCGUCCGAUUCAUCAAUUGAGUGUUACCGAGGCGGGAUAUAGACACAUUGAUACAGCCCUUCUUUAUGGUACGGAGAAAGUCAUUGGUGAGGCUAUCAAAGAGUCUGGUAUUCCUCGCGAAGAAUUCUUCAUUACGACCAAACUGCCCUUCAACCGCCAGGAUCGCGUCACCGAGUCGUUCGAAUUGAGUCUCAAAAAUCUCGGGGUGGAGUAUGUGGACCUCUAUCUGAUGCAUUGGCCUAUGGCCAUACCUUACAAGGGCCCCUGGUUGGAUUUACCUUACGGUGCUGAUGGUUCCGUAAUCACUGUCGAUUCGCCGACUUUCAACGAGUCCUACGCAGAAAUGGAGAAAAUAUAUGCCAGUGGGAGGGCUAAGGCCAUUGGAGUGAGUAAUUUCUCCAUCAAGACGCUUGAAGAGCUCCUCAAAACGGCUACAGUCGUUCCGGCAGUAAACCAGAUAGAGCGCCAUCCCUACCUUGCAGAGCACGAUCUUAUUGCGUAUCACAAGAAAAAGGGUCAUAAAAAUGCUAUCCGGGAAGAUCCAGUCAUGAACGAAAUCGCUGCAAAGCACGGUGUCUCGCCCACGCAAGUCAUCCUCGCAUGGCACAUUGCUGGAGGUGUAAUUAUCCUGCCCAAGAGCGAAAAUGAACAGCGGCAGAAGGAUAAUAUCAAUCUUCCCACCUUGGAUGAAGAUGAUUUGAAGAGGAUAGAUGGAUUGGAUCGUGGUGAGAGACUCUGUAAUAAGAUUGAUAAGAAUGGGAAGGUUUUUGGAUGGACGAGAGAGCAGCUUGGGUGGUAGUCACGGUGAAAUCACACUGCCUCUUUGAGAUAAAGAACUAGAAACGAUAUAUACUAACUCAUGGAAUUGACUGCUUUGGUCUAUGAUCAUAUAUCUGAG